AUGUCACCCGAAAAGCUUCCAUCAGCGGAUCCUCCGUCGACCGGACACGUUGCAGAAUUAUUUGAAGACCUCUCUCUUGACAAGCCAGCCGAUAAGCCGUCGAAUUCAAACGGAAGACGACCACCCCCACGACCGGAAAAUGUUCCUCCCUCUGGACACACUCUCUCUGAUGAUAAAACCUCUUCCCGCCGCCCAGCUCGGAAACUAUCCGGAGAAGAAUCACAGUCACGCAGCAAGGGAAAUAGGCGGGGUCCAACUGGAAACGUCUUCGCAGAUCCCAAAGAGUCUUCAAAAUCCCGCAGUCAACGUCGACCCCGCCGGAACUCAGACUCUUCCAUAAUGGACAGACCGUCAAAAUCACUCGACCCUGAGGAGGAAAAACGAAGGCGAGAAAGGAGACAUCGAGAACGUGAUGCUAAACACAAGGACAGCAAAUCUCGCAGCAGGCGAACAAACGGCCAUAGGCUCGACGUUAUUGAUAAGUUGGAUGUUACCAGCAUAUAUGGGACAGGCCUCUUCCACCAUGAUGGACCGUUCGAUGCAUGCAACCCCCACCGCAAUCGUAAAGGAUCGCGGGCGGCCCCAAUGCAAGCUUUCGCGAAGGAUUCGAGAAACAUGGCUUUGGGCGGGGCUGGCCCUAAUAACAGCAAUAUCGAUCUCAAUCUCUUCCAUGGGCGAGGGGCUGAGGGGUAUGCGGAUUAUGCAAGCACUGGUAGUUUGACUAGCAGCAAGAUAGGCCAAAGCACAGCAUUCGACCCAACAGCAAAACUGGAACCGAUUCAUGGGGCUGAAAGUAUGGGUUUGGGAACUAGUACAUUUCUGGAAGGCGCUCCCGCGAGUCGCGCUGCCAUCCAGCGGCGUGAAAAUGAGAAUGAAGCUCAAAAUUUACAAAAUGGAGGAUUACAGCGCAAGAAGAGUCUCGCACAAAAGAUCCGCGGAAUUAACAAUAGAGAUAGAGUCCCACGGGUUACUUCACCAGAUUCUACUGCUGAUUCCAACAAUCAACAUACUCAGGCAAGCCCUCCUCGAACUUCCGGCUCCAAGCGACAUAACGAUAGGAACCCAUUCUUCCAACAACAGGAUUAUGAUGAUGCAUACGAUAAAAAAGGUGCCAAGAUCCAACUUUCAGAUGACAUGACUGAUAGCCUCCUUCCCCGGACCAGACAACGAUCAAUUAGUAGCCCAAAGGAUAUUCUAGGCGAAAAGAGAGUUACAGAAGAACGAAAGUCCAGUAUCGGCGGCGGAGAGGACGCAAAGGCUCCUGCACAGACAGCUAGUGGUAGCAGUGGCUUCAUCAGCCGAGUCAAAAGCCUGAGAAGACCGCCCCAACCGAAGAAAAAGGCGGUGACGACAGCAGGGGAGUCUUCGUCUUGA
This is a messenger RNA of Histoplasma mississippiense, 1374 nucleotides long. RefSeq lists its product with no specific name. Gene Ontology annotation, cellular component: cytoplasm. The record is from RefSeq and is a predicted model, not a curated record. The transcript has 3 exons. NCBI's taxonomy places the organism in Eukaryota, Fungi, Ascomycota, Eurotiomycetes, Onygenales, Ajellomycetaceae. Bases 1 to 1374 code for a protein of 457 amino acids.